Messenger RNA from Nelumbo nucifera (sacred lotus), 524 nucleotides. Lineage: Eukaryota; Viridiplantae; Streptophyta; Magnoliopsida; Proteales; Nelumbonaceae. The record is from RefSeq and is a predicted model, not a curated record.
UGGAAGUCCUUUUAUGCAGCUCUGCUUGCUUGGCGAUCAUGUCUGGCACGAUGGGCGGCACGAGUACUCCACACAGCCUGACAUCAAAGGGGGAACCCUCCAAUUCUGGGUCUAUAAACAUUCAGAUGAUUACUGAUUUUAUUACUCGUUUGGAUGAGGCAGCAAAGAGAAGGUUGGAUUCUAUGAAUCAGAAGCUGAGAGAUAUGGAGAGGCAAAUGGAAGCACUUGAAACCAACAUAAAAAAUAGCUUCGACGGUGCUUAGUCAAUUGAGGCCACUUGCCAUGCUCCGAAGUUGGAGGAAGUGUAUGCAGAGAACUAUAGGGUGCUGAAGACGGGGGCAUUUUACAGAGCACAUCCAUUCUGUUGCAGAGAUCUACAGGGUGCUAAAGUUGGGGGGAUUCUACGAGAAAGAACCAGAUCCUCAAGCAUAGUUGUGGUGUAGAUUGAAGAGACGACAAACAUGAACGCACUGUCUAAUGGAAAAUGAAGACGGAGAUGGAAACGAAGUGGAGAUAGAGUAGUG